This is a messenger RNA of Penicillium griseofulvum, 510 nucleotides long. RefSeq lists its product as uncharacterized. Gene Ontology annotation, cellular component: mitochondrial outer membrane. The coding region runs from base 1 to 510 and encodes 169 amino acids. Lineage: Eukaryota; Fungi; Ascomycota; Eurotiomycetes; Eurotiales; Aspergillaceae. The record is from RefSeq and is a predicted model, not a curated record. The transcript is spliced from 3 exons. Gene Ontology annotation, biological process: protein insertion into mitochondrial outer membrane; mitochondrial outer membrane translocase complex assembly.
AUGGUAAAAUGGCAAAAUUAUCGCUGGAAUCUGAUAUCGCCAGGCCUGAAGGUUAUCGCGGCAGGCCGCUGCUUGAUCAACCUCGCUCUCCCUUCACUUACUCACAUUGAUCUCUUCACAACAAUCUUCAUGAUGUCUUUCCCCUCCCCAGAAAGCUCAAAUCCCUCCUUCUCUAUGUCCGCGUACAUGGUCCCCUCCAGACAGAACUCAUACUCCGAGUCCGAUGAUGAGGUCGCCUCCCUCCCAUCAGAAUCUACAACCGACUCCGAUCUCGAUACUUUGUCUGAAUAUUCCUCUGAUGCCGAGGCAGAAUGGCAAGAAAGCAUUGAACAACUGGAGCUCCUUCUGACUAUGGUUCUGGUACCCUUCAUUGGGAAAUACCUCGGGCGACGAUGCGCAUAUUGGAGUUGGACGCGAUUCAUGCAGUGGCAAUACCCUGUUGAGGUGGUGAUGCGGAACCCGGCCGCAUUCAAGGCAGCGGGUGCGAUCGAGGCGGCUGCAACUCUAUAA